AGAAGGCAGUCACUAUCCUAUCGCUAUACACUAUACAAUCGCUCUGCAUGAACAGCUCUAGAAGCCUAGUAUUGUGAGAUCCAACCCCGACUUAAAUAUUUCAGAAUUGACCAAAAGCGGAGAUUGCAGGGUAAUUCAAACCCACUAGAAACGGAAUAUAGGCAACAUUUUCAAAGAGCUAUCAACUUUUAUCCCACUGGAUGUAGGCUACCUGGGGGCAAUGUAGAGCGCAUUUUUUUUGUCAGUGUGGGUUGGAACAGGUGAAUUGCAAGUAGCGACCACCAAGAACAACAUAAUUUACAACAGUCAGACAUCUGAAGAUGAACACAGCAUUGACUGUCGCUUUUGUUGCACGCACAGUACACACCUGAGCAGGUUCUGCUGAAUUCCAUGGAUCGGACACUCAAGAAGCUUCAUCUCCUUCUGCUCCCGACCGCUGUCACUUUCUGGUCUCUCCCCUUCUCUAUGGCCACCAGCGUGGCCCCAGGGGGAUGUGGCUCCAAUGUAGGCUCCCUGUACUAUAGCCUGUGUGACCUCAGUGCUGUAUGGGGCAUCGUACUGGAGUCAUUCGCGGCGGCUGGCGUGGUGGGUUCCAUCAUCCUCCUCAUCGUCCUCCUGGCCAGCCUACCCUUCAUCACAGACAAGAACAAGAGGAGCUCCGUGGGGCUCCAUGCCUGCUUCCUGAUCUGUACCCUGGGCCUCUUCUGCCUCACUUUCUCCUUCAUCGUAGGGAAGGACUUUGCCACCUGUGCCUCGCGGCGCUUCCUCUUCGGGGUGCUGUUCGCUGGGUGCUUCACGUGUCUUCUCAUGCAGUGUGUGAGGCUGAACCUCCUGGCCCGCAGGGGGGAUCAGGGGCCCCGGGCCUGGGUUCUGUGUCUGGGAGCCCUGGGGCUCUGGCUGGUGGAGGUGGUCAUCAACACAGAGUGGCUGAUCAUUACCGUUGUUCGCUACCCACUGUCACCGCUCAACGUUACUGGGACAGCACUAGGCACGGCUGCCGACGUGCCCUGUAACAUCGCCAACCAGGACUUUGUAAUGGCGCUCAUCUACGUACUGAAUCUUCUUCUAGCUGUCGUAGUGGCAUCCUUACCCUCCCUGUGCGGGAAACACAAGCAGAGACGCCAGGAGGGAGCAAUACUCCUCGUCACGGGUCUCCUCUCUGUGUUCAUCUGGGUGGCCUGGAUCACCAUGUACGUCUGGGGGAACCUGAGGACCGGUGGACCCAGCUGGGAUGACCCUACCCUGGCCAUUGCCCUGGUCAGCAACGCCUGGGUGUUCCUGGUCCUCUACACCAUCCCAGAGAUCUGCUCUCUGACUCAGGAGGAUGGGGAGGCACCGGGGUUCAGAGAGGACCUGUACCCCAGUAGAGGGGUGGGCUACGAGACCAUCCUGAAGGAUCAAGGAGCCCAGAAUUUGUUUAUGGAGAACAAGGCUUUCUCUAUGGAUGAAAACUCAGGUCCGAAGGUUGUGUCCCCAUACAGUGGCUACAGUGGUCAGCUCCGCAGUUCUGUCUACCAGCCCACAGAGCUAGCUAUCAUUAGCAAGGGAAUGGGGAAUCAGGAAAUGUCCUAUGAGUCUCGCAUCCCCCGAGCUUCCAUCAACAACAGCUCCCCGGCCCACAGAGGGGGCAGUACCCUGGUAAUGGACUACACAAGAAAUCCCAGUGGUGAACACAGACUUUACGUUACACUUCUCUCCUCAAGACAUUUUUGUUCAUCCAUUUUAUUCAAAUCUGUUGACUCUAUUUUGCUGUUUUCCAUUGGAUUCUUAAUAUGAGCUGGCUCUAAAGCGACCAGCCUAUCAGACUCCAGAGGUGACAUUUGGGUGAUCGAUACAAACAAUUUGCCUAUCUAUAAAUGGACAGUCCUGCACAGCAAAAUCAAUGGUGUACAUUUAACUCUGAAAGUGUUAAAUGUACACUAUUUUCAGUGAACAUAUGAGUCCCACUGAACUGGUGUUAAUAUAACACUUUUGAAACUGUUAAAGAUUGAACUAUGUUGCAGUGUUCCCCAUUCAACUCUUAAACUGUUCAUAGGAACUUGAUUGUGGUGUUUGCAUAGCUCUACUGUAGAGUAUUAUGCAACACCUACAGAGUAAAACAUAACACUUGCCAAAUUUGCUUAUUUCCCAGAGUGCCUUUUCUUUUCAAUUGAAUUGUAAAGUUACCACCCAUGACUGUAUUUGUUAACGAUAGAGACAUGCUUACUGAAUUUAAUUUAAAAGGCCUGUAGCUUUCACCUACUGAGUAUCUAAAACUAUGACUGUACAUGUAUCAUGACCUAGUUUCAUCCUAACACAGAGGUGUUAAGAAAGUCAUGGUUUGCACAACAAAUCAGGCCUGCAAAUUACAUUAUGCUGGCUCUCGAAGUGAUGUGUAAUUCCUAUUGAAAUCCAGCCAGAGUUGGGAUAUACUAUAGUUAAAAUUGUUAUUCACUUGCAACCUCCAUUCAGAAUGAUUGUCAGGGUUCUUCUUCUUUUGAAAAUUGAUGACUACCUAAACCAUUUAAACUGAAACAACAAUUUUAGUAACGGGUGCAAUAAAUUUAACUAAGUGAUUGGAUUAGUUUAGAAAAAUGUAUGUUAUUUAUCUUUGUGUAGUUUAAGAUGAAUCAAUCAAUGUACAUGUAAAAACACAGACAUUAAAAGCAAUCCUAAAAAAUCAACCUGCAGUAGAGCAUGCUGGGAAAUAUGAUAAUGAUAGGCGUGCUUUUGAUGGGACUGUUUAACUCUCCACAGUGUAAAACAAUAACUAUGCUUAUUAACACUAACACUUGGGGAUAUUUUACCCAACUGAGUGUUACUUUCACUCUUACAGAGUGAAUCAAUCUCCUGAAUAAACACAAGAAAAGUUACACUGAAAAAUCAACACUGGCCAAUUUGCUGUGUGUGUUUGACAUAACCCUCUAUAGAUCAAAGCAACCUGUAGUCAAAGCAACCCACAGAGCAGACGGUAUACCCAUGGCUUAGGGAGAAAACAAUAUAUUUUGUUAAGGUUACCAUUCCUCUCACUGUGAGCUGAGCUAAGCUCUCCGCUGGACGUACUGUGACAGAUGAACUGUGAGCAUGCUGGAAUGGUGGGAAAUUAUAGUCAGACUUUCUCUUAGCAUGGGGGGUGGGUAUUUUGGCAACAAAGGUGGCUAUAUAGUAAACAUGCACACACACACACACACACACACACACACACACACACACACACACACACACACACACACACACACACACACACACACACACACACACACACACACACACACACACACACACACACACACACACACUCACAUGGAAGUGCAGCCAACGACAAGAUCAGUCAAGCGAGAGGCCAACAGGUGUGACGGUGUCAUGGGAUUUACCUGCCAUCCCUGGGUUCCCAGAGGAGGACUCAUUGAGAGUGGAAAAUUCCAUAUCUGGAACAUCUCCAUGGUUCCAUGGAAUCUUGGGAAAGGACCCUUCUGUCACUGGGAUACCAACUAAUAUGAAUACACUUAGUUAUAGGUUAAGCAUUCAAAUAGUGUGCACUUGCUUACUUUAAAUGAAGUAAGGGCCAAUAUUAUUAAAUCAAAAUCCAAUCAAAUCUAAUUUUAUUUGUCACGAGCGCCGAAUACAACAGGUGUAGACCUGACAGUGAAAUGUUUACUUAUGAGCCCAUUCCCAACAGUGCAGUUUUAAGAAAAUACCUAAAAACAGUCAAUGUUUAGUGCUUAGUUUGUGGAUAUCACUUUCAUAAAGUUCACAUAGCUAUUUCAGUUGUAGCUAAAGGGUGUUGAAUGAGUUCAUGUAAAUACCAUGCCAAUGAAUGUCUCCUCACGACAUACUGUAUGUAUGGAAGCACUUGUAUGAACUGUUGUAUGAAUUUGAAAUAUAUUUUUAACAUAGCUAUUUACAGUACUUACUUUUUUAUCAAAUCAGAUUUGAGCCUACACUUGUAAUUGUAAUCCUGAAAUGUAAAUCUAAUAUGAAGUUUGAAAACCAUAAUUAAUUAUUUGAUUGCACAUUCUGUAUCAACAACCAUUAAUGUCCCAAAUAAUAAAGAUUCACUGGUGAAAUA
This is a messenger RNA of Oncorhynchus masou masou (cherry salmon), 4048 nucleotides long. It is a transcript of the gene gprc5c, whose product is annotated as G protein-coupled receptor, class C, group 5, member C. The transcript is spliced from 6 exons. The record is from RefSeq and is a predicted model, not a curated record. NCBI's taxonomy places the organism in Eukaryota, Metazoa, Chordata, Actinopteri, Salmoniformes, Salmonidae. Gene Ontology annotation, cellular component: plasma membrane; signaling receptor complex; extracellular exosome. Gene Ontology annotation, biological process: G protein-coupled receptor signaling pathway; visual perception. Bases 391 to 1776 code for a protein of 461 amino acids. Gene Ontology annotation, molecular function: protein kinase activator activity; G protein-coupled receptor activity; sevenless binding.